Molecule: messenger RNA, 1197 nt
Organism: Geodia barretti
Lineage: Eukaryota; Metazoa; Porifera; Demospongiae; Tetractinellida; Geodiidae
Source: the annotation of a GenBank genome assembly
AUGCGAGGAGUCGCUAUAGUAGCGCCGGUGCGGACUGCCGUGGCCACUUUUGGCGGAGGCCUGCGCGAUGUUUCCGCCGCCGACCUGGCAUCCCUGGUUAUCAAGGAAGCCGUCGAGCGCAGCGGCAUCGACCCCGCCAGGCUGGACGACGUCAUCCUGGGCUGCGGCUAUCCCAGCGGCGAGAAUCCCGCCAUUGGACGUCUGGCCGCACUCAAGGCCGACCUGCCCAUCGAGGUGCCCGGCUACCAGCUUGACCGCCGCUGUUCCUCGGGCUUGCAGGCGAUCCUCAACGCCGCCAUGCUGGUGCAGACCGAAAACGCCGACGCGGUGGUUGCCGGUGGCGUCGAGAGCAUGAGCAACGCCGAGUACUACGUCAACGAGGCCCGCUGGGGCGGCCGCUUCGGCUCCCAGACCUUCCACGACCGGCUGGUGCGGGCGCGGGAGACCAUCUCGCCGGAGGAGCGGUUCGGCUACAUCUCCGGCAUGGUGGAAACGGCCGAGAAUCUGGCCAAGCAGUACGAGAUAACCCGCCAGGAGCAGGACGAGUACGCUCUGCGCAGCCACCAGCGGGCCGUGGCCGCCGUGGAAGCGGGCAAGUUUGACCAGGAAAUCAUAGGAGUGCCCAUCCCCCAGCGCCGGGGCGAUCCGGUGGACUUUGUAAGGGACGAAAAUCCACGGGCUGACACCUCAAUGGAGGCCCUGGGACGUCUGCGGCCGGUGACGCCCGACGGCACCGUGACCGCCGGAAACGCCAGCAGCCAGAACGACGCCGCCUCGGUGUGCCUGGUGGUGGCCGAGGACAAGGUGGAAGAGCUGGGCGUGACCCCCAUGGCCUACCUGCGGGGCUGGGCCGUAACCGGCUGCCACCCCGCCUACAUGGGUAUCGGGCCGGUACCGUCGGUCAACAAGCUGAUGCCCAAGAUCGGGAUGUCCCUGGAGGACAUGGACCUGAUCGAGCUGAACGAGGCCUUCGCCGCCCAGGUGCUGUCGGUGCUGCGGGAGUGGAAGCUGCCCAACGAGGACAAGCUGAACGUCAACGGGUCGGGCAUUUCCCUGGGCCACCCCAUCGCCGCCACCGGCGCGCGCAUCCUGACCACCCUGCUGCACGAAAUGGAGCGUCGCGACGCCCAGUUCGGACUGGAGACCAUGUGUGUAGGCGGCGGCCAGGGCGUGGCCGCGGUGUUUGAGCGGCGGUAA